Molecule: messenger RNA, 2173 nt
Organism: Onychostruthus taczanowskii (white-rumped snowfinch)
Lineage: Eukaryota; Metazoa; Chordata; Aves; Passeriformes; Passeridae
Gene: RND1
Product: Rho family GTPase 1
Exons: 5
Coding region: 43-741 (232 amino acids)
Biological process (GO): small GTPase-mediated signal transduction
Molecular function (GO): GTP binding; GTPase activity
Source: RefSeq, a predicted model, not a curated record
GUGGGUGGGUGCGAGCGCGGUGGGUCUGUGCGCGCUGCCGCCAUGCGGGAGCGGAGGCCGGCACCGGCCGCACCGGCCCGGUGCAAGCUGGUGCUGGUGGGUGACGUGCAGUGCGGCAAGACGGCCAUGCUGCAAGUGCUGGCCAAGGAUUGCUACCCAGAGACGUACGUGCCCACCGUGUUUGAGAACUACACGGCGUGUCUGGCCAGCGAGGAGCAGCGGGUGGAACUGAGCCUCUGGGACACCUCCGGCUCUCCCUACUAUGACAACGUGCGGCCCCUGUGCUACAGCGACUCGGACGCCGUCCUGCUCUGCUUCGACGUCAGCCGGCCCGAGACCCUCGACAGCGCGGCCAAGAAGUGGAAGACAGAAAUCCUGGAUUAUUGCCCCAACACGCGGGUGCUGCUCAUCGGCUGCAAGACGGACCUGAGGACAGACCUGAGCACGCUGCUGGAGCUCUCGCACCAGAAACAGGCACCCAUCUCCUACGAGCAGGGCUGUGCGGCCGCCCGGCAGCUGGGAGCCGAGGCUUACCUGGAGUGCUCGGCUUUCACCUCGGAGAAGAGCGUGCACAGCAUCUUCCGGACCGUGUCCGGCCUCUGCCUGAGCAGAGCCCCCCCGCAGCCGCCCCGCAGCCCCCCCCGCAGCCUCUCCAAGCGGCUCCUGCACCUCCCCAGCCGCUCCGAGCUCAUCUCCUCCACCUUCAAGAAGGAAAAAGCAAAAAGCUGCUCCGUCAUGUGAAGGGGGGAAGGGAACGACCCCCCCUUCCCCCCCCUCCAUGUCACACACACCCAGCUUUGGGAGCCCCCCCCCGGAAUGGGGUGGGGGGGCUGGGCAGGGCUCGGGGGGUCCCCCCCGAUAAAGGGGUGAUGCCCUGGAAUGGCACCAUCGCCCUGCCAGCCCCACAGCCUGGGGGGCUGCCCCCGUGGGAGGGGGGUCUGGGGGGUGUUUUCACCCGGUUCCCAACCCUGAGGGGGUCCCUGGGGGGUUUGGGGCACACAGGACCCUGAGGACAUCAACACAGAGGGGUUUGGGGUGCUCAGACCCUCAGGGACAUCAACCCUGAGGGGGUCCCUGGGGGAUUUGGGGUCUCAGACCCUCAAGGAUGUCACCUGGGAUGGUCCUUGUGCGGUUUGGGGCACACAGGACCCUGGGGACAUCAUCCUGGGGGGGUCCCUGUGGGAUUUGGGGUGCUCAGACCCUCAAGGACAUCAACCCUGGGGGAGUUUGGGGUCACAAAACCCUGGGGACAUCGACCCUGUGGGGUUUGGGGUGCUCAGACCCUCAGGGAUGUCACCUGGGAUGGUCCCUGUGAGGUUUGGGGUGUACAGGACCCUGGGGACAUCGACCCAGAGGGGUUUGGGGAGCUCAGACCCUCAGAGAGAUCAACCCAGGGGGGUCCCUGUGAGGUUUGGGGUGUACAGGACCCUGGGGACAUCAACCCUUGGGCUUUUGGGGUCACAAAACCCUGGGGGCAUCAAUCCAGAGGGGUCCCUGGAGGGUUUGGGGUGCUCAGACCCCCAGGAAUAUCAACCCCGGGGGGUUUGGGGUGCUCAGACCCUCAAGGACAUCAACCCUGGGGGAGUUUGGGGUCACAAAACCCUGGGGGCAUCAACCUCAGGGGCAGCCCUGGGAGGUUUGGGGGGCCUUGGGACAUCAACCCUGUGGGGUUUGGGGAGCUCAGACCCUCAGAGAGAUCAACCCAGGGGGGUCCCUGUGAGGUUUGGGGUGUUCAGACCCUCAGGAACAUCACCUGGGGUGGUCCUUGUGGGGUUUGGGGUGCUCAGGACCCUGGGGACAUCAACCCAGGGGGGUCCCCGGGGGGUUUGGGGUGCUCAGAGCCCCAGGAGCAUCAUCCCCAGGGGGUUUGGGGUGCUCAGACCCUCAGGGAUGCCACCUGGGACGGUCCCUGUGGGCUUUGGGGGACACGGGGACGCCGUCCCGGGGGUCCCUGUGGGCUUUGGGGUGCACAUCAUCCAUGGCCUCAUCCUGUUCUCUCCCCCUUCCCCCCAUCCCUCAUCUGCUGCUUGGCCCCGGGGGACCCUGUGGGUUGGGGAGGGGGGAGGGGGGCUGUUUUAUGGACUGUAUUUUGGGGGAGGGGGGGUGUCUCUGUUCCAUGUCAGUGUUAUUAAAAAGCUUAUUUAUUAUCAGAAAUAUAACACCUACCUAUGUG